AUGACCGAUGAUAAUCAAGGAAAAUUGAGCUUAGCAUAUACAUCGAUAGCGGUUGGCGUGGUUAUUAUAGUCCUUGGGGUACCGCUAUGGUGGGUAACUACCGAAGUCUAUCGAGCUCCAUUGCCGUACAAUAGAAUAGCCCAGUUGGCAUUUCUACAGCCGCAAAGUGUUGUACCCGUUGAAGUAGUAUGGCUAACUAAGGGAGAAGGUGUCACGGAAGAGUCCACAAAACUGUCGGAGCUACUGAAAGCUAACUUAAAGUCGGCCAGUUCUGAUAAUAUGACUAUCAUAGAUUAUAUUAUUACAACGAGAGUGGGUAACGAAAUGGAAAUGGAAAUAGUUAAAGAGAAUUUAAUCGCACUAAAUGAAUUGGAUCGUAAACUUGGCGCAUUAAAUCCGGAAUCUCAAGGAUUUCGUUUCUAUUUGUUGCGACCCAGUCAAAUAAAGUCUCCCAUAAAUCGCAUCUACGUAGGAAGUUACUAUUCUACAUUCAUUGUACUCAACGAUGGUGAAAGAUAUGAGAGCUUUGCAACAAAGAUUCAGCUUGUGGUCAAGGAUAUUUAUGUUAAUGAGAAAGUAUUAAGGAAUACAGUUACAUCUAUUCUUGGGUUUCGUGAGAAAAAAGCCGAUGUAGAAAGUAUGCGAGCGAUCAGAUCAACGGACUCUUAUCAGCUAUCAUUUACUCUUAUCAAUCCUGAACCACAUAAUUUAAUAGCAAAAUGGAAGAUAGCGGAUGCUAUUAGAAUUUAUUUAGAUCCUUUUCUGAAAGCUUUAAAGGAUUUUAGUAGUUUUACUAUUGAUUCGCAGGUGUUAUAUUACAGUGGGUUAUCUAUAAGGCCUUCACAGGAUUCUGCAACCGGAUCGUACUAUCUGACUCCAAGAUUAUUGCCAAGAGUUAUCAACUCGAUCGAAUCAAGAUUAGGUUCUCAUGCCACUAAUAAUCCUGCCGCUAAUUUUAUAUUAUACGUACCGGAGACAAAAUUUAAAAAUUUGCAUAUACGAACGUCAAAAAAUGAUAGCCGUAUGACCUACUCCUUCAUUAGUCCGAGAUGGGGAGGUUUCAUAAUUGAUAGUAAAGCGCACAACGCUUUAAAUACUUCGAAAGUUUAUGAAGUUGAUUUGAAAGAAGCUAUGGACAUUUUCGUCGCGCACUUAAAGCUACUACUUGGAAUUCCAAAGAUUUCGAUGUCUGGCGAUAAACGAUUAGAAUUUGGUAAAUCAGACGUUGGCUUAUCAAAAUGGGAAUACAGUUGCCUUCUGAGGCGUAGAACUCUCGAAAAUGUAGCAUCAGCAAAUCAGACUCUCACUUCAUUAGCAAAACUUUUAGAAGAAAUUACUAAUAUUGUAAUAAGUGAUAGGAUAAAAGAGUUGAUUAAUCUUUCAAUUGAAGAAUUACACAAGAGUUUAGACUUUAUGAAAAGUGGAGAUAAUGCUAGAGCAUUCGCUCAUUCAAAAACUGCUGUUACAAAUUCAGAAAAAGCAUUUUUUGAUGCAUCAUUGCUUGAACUAUUAUAUUUCCCUAGUGAUCAGAAGUUUGCCGUUUACGUGCCACUUUUUUUACCAAUCAGCUUACCUAUCUUACAAUCAUUGUAUCAUGCAAUUAGAUUUUUAUAUAGACAGCGUAAAGAUAAACAGAAAAAAGAAUGA
Trichoplax adhaerens is the source of this 1647-nucleotide messenger RNA. RefSeq lists its product as uncharacterized. The record is from RefSeq and is a predicted model, not a curated record. The coding region runs from base 1 to 1647 and encodes 548 amino acids. The transcript is spliced from 18 exons. Gene Ontology annotation, cellular component: GPI-anchor transamidase complex. Gene Ontology annotation, biological process: attachment of GPI anchor to protein. Lineage: Eukaryota; Metazoa; Placozoa; Uniplacotomia; Trichoplacea; Trichoplacidae.